CCUCUCUCCACUCUCUACCUAUUCCCACUCACUGCCCAUCCCCACGCCAUGGUCCGCGAACUCAUCACCAUUCAGGUCGGACAGUGCGGGAACCAGGUCGGGUGCAGGUUCUGGGACUUGGCUCUGGCCGAGCACUCCAAGGCGGCGGAAGAGGCGGGCGGAGGGCGGGAGAGAGAGAGGGCAGGGCCAGUCUAUGAUGAUGCGCUCUCGUCGUUCUUUACAAACGUUGACUCGAGGAGUGGGAGGCGGCUGGACGUCGGGUCGCGGCUGGCGUCGCUGCGGGCGCGGGCUGUGCUGGUGGACAUGGAGGAGGGCGUGGUCAACUCGAUCGCCGCCUCGCCGCUGGGCGAGCUCUUUGAGGCCAAGCAGUUUAUCACCGACCAGUCGGGAUCGGGCAACAACUGGGCCCACGGCCACGCCAUGUACGGCCCGCAGUACGCAGACGCGCUGGCCGAGUCGAUCCGGGUUCAGGCCGAGGCCUGCGACUCGCUCCAAUCGUUCUUUUCGCUCCACUCGAUGGGUGGCGGAACUGGGUCGGGCCUUGGCACCUUUAUCCUCAACCUCCUUGCUGAUGAGUACCCGUCGGUCUACCGGUUCACGACUGCGGUCUUCCCGUCGCCGGAUGACGAUGUGGUGACUUCGCCGUACAACUCGGUCCUCGCCGCUGCGCAGCUUGUCGAGCACGCAGACUGCGUCCUCCCGCUGGAAAACGCGUCGCUACUCUCGAUUCUCUCACGGAUCGAGGUAGAUCUUACGCCGCGUGAGCGCGCGCGCCGCAAGGCUGACUCGGCGCUCACCGACGCGCCCGACUACGCGUCAGACUCGUCGGCGAGCUCGUCGGCAUAUGUGGCAGGAACCGGCGGGGCGGUCAAGAAGAAAAAGGCGCGCGCCUUUGACAAGAUGAACAACAUUGCUGCCCGUCUCCUGCUCAACCUGACGGCAUCGAUGCGGUUCGAGGGCUCGCUCAACGUCGACCUCAACGAGGUGACGAUGAACCUCGUCCCGUUCCCGCGCCUCCACUUUCUUCUCUCUUCGCUCACGCCGCUGUACUCGCUCGCUGAUGUGGCACUUCCACCGCGGGCGCUCAAUCAGAUGUUUUCGGACGCCUUUGCGCCUGCUCACCAGCUGACGUCGGUCGACCCGCGUGUCGGCGCGUAUCUGGCCUGCGGGCUCAUGGUCCGCGGCGACGUGCUCAUGUCGGACAUCCGUCGCAACAUCGACCGCAUGAAGCCGCGCCUCAACUUUGCAUACUGGAAUCAAGAAGGUUGGAAAGUGGGCCUCUGCGCCACGCCGCCCAUCGGCCAGAAGCGCUCACUCCUCACCCUCGCCAACCACACUGGCAUGGCCACUAUGUUUGACGGCCUCCGCGCCCGCUUCCUCAAGCUCUACGCCCGCAAAGUCUACAUCCACCACUACACCAAGUACAUCGAGCAAGAGGCGUUUACCCAGGCGCUCGAGACCGUCGAGGCCAUGAUCUCUGACUACUCGGCGCUCGAGUCGGCCGCCCCGCCGCCGGUCUCGUCCGGCCUGCGGGUGGCAUCGACGUUUUAACGCCGGGCGAGCCGCUCACUCGCGUAGCGUGACUCACCCGAGGUACGCGCGCAUGUCACGGAGCCACGCCAUGUAGUCGCGGUGGACCUGCUCCUCGAGGAAUGCGUUGAUUCGCCCGACAAGCGCCUCGUCGACGCCGCGGGCCUCGAGGUAGUCAAGCACCCCGUCCUCGAUGUCGGCCUCGUGACCGACGCUCACGCUCAUCUCCUCCUGCGAGAACUCGUGGACCCGAAGCUUGCGGUCACCCUGCUGGCCGACCUUGAGCUUCUCCACCGCGUAGUCGCCCUUCUCCACCACACACUCGGCAACAAGCACGCCGCCGUUGGGCUUGGACAACUGGACCUUAAAGUUGCUCACUAGGUCCUCA
Messenger RNA from Thecamonas trahens ATCC 50062, 1918 nucleotides. Its product is annotated as tubulin. Gene Ontology annotation, cellular component: microtubule; cytoplasm. Bases 49 to 1551 code for a protein of 500 amino acids. Gene Ontology annotation, biological process: mitotic cell cycle; microtubule cytoskeleton organization. Gene Ontology annotation, molecular function: GTP binding; structural constituent of cytoskeleton. NCBI's taxonomy places the organism in Eukaryota, Apusomonadida, Apusomonadidae. The record is from RefSeq and is a predicted model, not a curated record. The transcript has a single exon.